AUGCUCGGUGCGUCGAGCAGUGAGGAGGACGAAGAUGACCGAUUUGCGAAUGACAACGAUGACGCGUCUGAGAUUUUAUCAAUACCACGAAGACGUCUACCCGCCUCAAUUUCGCCUCGUUCCAAUUCACCAGCCCCGUCCGAUUCAAUCUCACAGGCGAACUCGUUGAUUCGUGGUGAUUCAACACGAGCACGCAGAAAUGAUUCGAUCACUUCCGGUGCGCCCACAUUUCGAUCGAGUAGUAGUAAGCAGUUACAUAUGCCGCAAGUUGUGGGCCGUCCUGUUUUCGCUCAACUAUCACAAGAGAUCUCGGAUGAGGAGGAUGAAUAUACAUCGAACGAUCAGAGUACCCCUGCACAUAUGGCCACCGAUUCAGCACCGAAAUUCAGCAAAGAGGAAGAGGAACGAAUGAAAGCCGAAAUGGAAGAAGAAGAGCGUAAAAGGAAGCUGCAAUUGUACGUAUUUGUUGCAAAAUGUAUCGCAUAUCACUUCAAUGCGAAACAGCCAACUGAUAUGGCUAGACGACAGAUGAAGGUGAAUAAACAGGAACUUGCAAGGAUAAAAGACCGUUUCCAGUCAUUUCUGAAAGGGGAAACACAAAUCGCUGCAGACGAAGCGUUCACGAAAGCAAUCGAAUCUUAUUUCGAAGUUUUUCUGAAAUCUGAACGUGUUCAUAAAGUCGUACAAGCUGGAGGGUUCUCUCAAUACGAUUUUCGGGAGGUGUUUCGAUGUAAUGUCGAAAAACGAAUACGUUCAUUACCCGAAAUUGAUGGACUUUCAAAGGAGACCGUCUUGAAUAGUUGGAUGACAAAAUUCGAUACGAUCAUUCGUGGUGAUGAAGAGGCACUUCAAGCUAGGCAGGGCCGAGGACGAUUACGUGGCGUGAAUCAGUCGAAUGCAGAUCUAAUCCUCCUGAAAGAUCAACUCUACGAUAUGUUUCAACAGAUUCUUUCUGUCAAAAAAUUCGAGCAUCAAAUUAUCUUCAACGCUUUGCAGCUGGAUAAUCCUGAUGAACAAGCGGCUGCAAUAAGGCGCGAAGUUGCAACUCGAGAAGAGGCACUUCGAGACAUAUCCAGGAUGAAAAAAUUGAUGCCGAAGUUUGUUGUAAAAGAUAUGGAGACGUUGUUCAUCGAUGAGACACGGCAGUCAAUCAACCUGCUCAUUAGUAAUCUGGAAUCAGUGCCGGUCACUCCGAGAGGUCAAACUGUUGGCGGUCGUAAGAAGGAUUCAAAAAGCCGAAGCAGGAAAAAUACGAAUUGUGUUGUCACAAGAAAUCCGUUGCAUUUGUAUAUGGCAACGUAUUUGAUCAGCGAUUUUUAUAUGAAUGAUAUUAUAUAA
Messenger RNA from Anisakis simplex (herring worm), 1338 nucleotides. The record is from the annotation of a GenBank genome assembly. NCBI's taxonomy places the organism in Eukaryota, Metazoa, Nematoda, Chromadorea, Rhabditida, Anisakidae.